GGCUGCUUUGUUUCCUGUUCGGCUGAAGUUAGCCCGAGGGAGAGGCACGAGCUUUGCUCGAGUUCAAAACAGGCUAGCAAACAAGUAAACAAGGCUGUUACUAAAGUUAAUCACGGCCGGUUAGCCCCGGUUUGGAGCGCUUAAAAUGCUGUGUGUUUUCACAUGUGUGGGGUACGGAGGACAGUUUUGGACGAGCAGCUGAGCAGUUUGUCUUUCACGAGAGAAGAAAAAUAUGACACCGAAGGAGAGAGGAGGCUCUCUGUAACGGUACUGUGAAAGACACCUGCCAUGUCCGGUCCCACCUGGCUGCCACCGAGGACUCUGGACAGCCCAGAGCGAGCCACCCCCCAGAUGUCCCACUCUGCUGGUGGAGCAAUCUAUCGAGCCCCUAUGAAGAAGGGCACGCCCGAUUUCAGACCAAAAUAUGGUCCUUACGAUCAGAAUGGAGGAGGAGGAGGAGGAGGAGGGAUGGCCAACAGGUACAUGGCAACUGGGCCCACAGGUGGACCCAUGCAUCAUUCAUCUGGUGAUCACUAUUACCCGUCUCCACACGGUCCUAAAGAAGACCGCAGUUGGAGCCCUCACAUGGACAGCUACGAGAUGAUGCAUCGUGGCCCAGAGAAGCCAGCAAACUACCACUCCAAAAUCGAUGCUGAAAUUGACUCCCUCACCAGUAUGUUGGCUGAUCUGGACAGCCACCCGCAGGACUCCAGCACUCAACUCUAUGACAACGUGCCUUACAACAAAUACCUCUCAGCGGAUCACUACAAGCCUGCACACCAGAGCGCUGCCCCUCCUCAGGGUCGCCCAUCCAUGAGCUACAACCCUCAUCCCCAGAGCCAAUACCACCCAGCACCUCCCUACCCCAAUGAGCAUCAGACACCUCAGUACUCCACCUCCCACCAGCAGGACUACUACACCACUUCUACCCCUAAACCUUACCCUCAGCCCGUCCCAGCCUCCUACACCACAGCGUCCACUCCUACGGGGCCCAGGUUCAGCGUCCAGGUCAAGACAGCGCAGCCAGUCACCUACUCUCAGACAGGGAGGCAGGCUGAACAGGCAUACACUCCGCCUCCUCCUCGCCAGCACGUGUCACGACCCCCGCCCCAGACUCAAACUGCUCCCCAGGGCUGGUACCCUCCACAUCCCGGCUCACAGGUUCAGGAGAUGCACUCUGAGGGGGGGUAUAAGGGGAGCGGCUCAGGGUCUGGAGGAAGAGUUAACCAGCUUCCUGUUUCUAAGAGAGCGAUGGAAAAUAAUCAGAGUGGGUCGGGAGCCGCACAGGGUCCAGGUUAUCAGUCGAGCAAGCAGGGGGCAGCAACGCCCAGGCCUGAGGAAGAGCUGGAUCGGCUCACCAAGAAGCUGGUGUAUGAUAUGAACCACCCGCCUGCUGAGGACUAUUUUGGUCGCUGCGCCCGCUGCGGAGACAACGUGGUCGGCGAUGGCAGCGGCUGCAUCGCCAUGGAGCAGGUUUUCCACGUGGAGUGUUUCACGUGUAUCACCUGCCACGCACGUCUGCGAGGGCAACCCUUCUACGCUCUCGACAAGAAGAGUUACUGCGAGAGCUGUUACAUCAGCACACUAGAGCGCUGCUCAAAGUGCUCCAAACCCAUUCUGGACCGCAUCCUGCGAGCCAUGGGGAAAGCCUACCACCCUCGCUGCUUCACGUGUGUCAUUUGUAACUGCUGUUUGGACGGCGUGCCCUUCACAGUGGACGCCACGUCUCAGAUACACUGCAUAGAGGACUUUCACAGGAAGUACGCGCCGCGCUGCUCGGUGUGUGGGGAGCCCAUCAUGCCCGAGCCGGGGCAGGAGGAGACCGUCAGGAUUGUAGCCCUGGACCGCAGCUUCCAUGUUAAUUGUUACGUUUGUGAGGAAUGUGGUCUCCUGCUGUCGUCUGAAGGCGACGGUCGAGGCUGUUACCCGCUGGACGGCCACAUCCUGUGCAAGAGCUGCAGCGCACGCCGCAUCCAGGACCUCUCGGCCAAAAUCUCCACCGACUGCUAACAAAUCUCUACCUGAACCUCUUCGCUCCCGGCCUCACAGAUCCACGGACAGCCGGCACAUUAUUGAUAGCAGCUUGUUCACUCACAGUGUCGGUAGAAAAUCGUUACUUUUACUUCCUCCUCACUGGUGUUCGGCUUCUCCCGCUUCAUUUCCUUUACUCUUUGGUACAUCGUUUGUAAUGUUUAGCUCAGCGUUUGUACGACAGUGGCCUGACCUGCAGGCAGCUUGGGCUCCACUUUAUCAUUCAUCCACUCCGGUACUGCCCACAUAUUCCUUGCACAUGUCAUUUUAUUUUAUUGUUAACACUUUCAAAGACAAUGAAAGCACACACGGACGUUACAGAUUUCAAUCUGAAAAUAAGGAUUUUUUUCCAGAUAAGGGACACGCGUGAUAAUCAGGAUUAUGGUUUGUCUGAACCAGGCUAGAGAGUAGGCAGCGUUUUGCGUCGAAAUGCAUAUUAAAAGCACACAAAAUCAACUGUGAUUGUACAUAACAGGUGGGUUUGAUUGAAUCUGCUGCGGGUUGUUGUGGAACGCGUGUAGCCUGUAGUGCAGUGCGGUGACGUAGCCUGAUAGAGCAGGAAAUGUAGACGAUAAGAAUGUGUAGCAGUUUGACAGCCAACAGCUUAUUUUUCUGUAGAACGAGAUUUGUUAGGACAGAUUCUUUGUCACGCUUCUCAGCAUUACAGCAUCAUGUUACUAGUCGCUUACUCACAACUUGUAAUAAGACUCUUUUCUCUCUUUUUUUGCCAUUUUUGAAUGUCUACGGAACACAAUCUUUGUUCGAUGCUUGUUUGUUUGAUACUUGACAUGUUACAUUGAAAAUGACGGUGCAAUGAAGUCAAACUCACUUUGUCUAAUGGAAAACAGGGUGUGGCUCACUUACGAGGCAUCCUGGUGUGCAAAAGCUCAAAGCCUCUUGUAAAGAGUUUGUUUAAUGUGCCAUUUGGGGAAACGUUAAAAAGGAAAAAAGCAUUUAAAAGUGAUAAUCUGUUUAAAGGGGCAGAUGACUUAUGGAUUAUCGUUAGCAAAACUUGUGUUUCUCGUUUGGUGUGAAGGCACCGUUAGGGGGUAAUGAGUGCUGAAUUUAAAGGGGACCUGUUGUGCUGUAAUUUUGAACUCAAGUAGAGCAGCUUUGCAAUGAUUCAGUCUGAAAUAAUCAAAAAGUUGCUGUCUCUGUCUGAGCUGUUUUGCACCUCCCCUUCUUUUAAAACCAGCUCUCUUCUGAUUGGCUGCCCCUCACAAACAAAUGGUUAGACCAGCAGGUGGCUUAUGUGCUUAUGAUUAAGCCUACUCUAUGACAUCACCUACAGUUUAGCACAGUAAUUGGAAAUAAAGAAGUAAAGAAAAGCAUGAUAGGGUCCCCUUUCUUUUAAGGUGAUGACUUUGUUUAUCCCCCUUAAAUGGAUUUUUUUUGUUCGAUUACAAGUCUUCAUUUAUGGAGGCAAAGUAGUCAUACUCUGAGCCUUUGGAGCUGCAGUAUUUGUUAUAACUGUGUUUAACCUCUCGUCUCUCCGUCCGCAUUUUGUAUGUGUUUAACUUAAAGGGCUAGAAAUGUGAAAGCCUUACCUCAAGGAUGUCAUUCAGCUCCAUAACUGUCCUGGUUUGAAACUGUUUUUGUGUUUGUGUGUUUCUGUGAAUUCUGCUUUUGUUUCGGUGACACAACACGAUCACUUUAAAACGC
Pundamilia nyererei is the source of this 3693-nucleotide messenger RNA. It is a transcript of the gene trip6, whose product is annotated as thyroid hormone receptor interactor 6. Gene Ontology annotation, cellular component: focal adhesion; stress fiber. The record is from RefSeq and is a predicted model, not a curated record. Gene Ontology annotation, biological process: cell-cell adhesion. Bases 289 to 2010 code for a protein of 573 amino acids. The transcript has 11 exons. Lineage: Eukaryota; Metazoa; Chordata; Actinopteri; Cichliformes; Cichlidae.